Molecule: messenger RNA, 331 nt
Organism: Staurois parvus
Lineage: Eukaryota; Metazoa; Chordata; Amphibia; Anura; Ranidae
Source: the annotation of a GenBank genome assembly
AUCACUUCUUGAAAAAUGGGCAAAAAAGGGAGCAGGAUGAUGGAGAAGAUAUUAGACCUGACCCUGGAGGUCAUCAUCCUGGUGACCGGAGAGGAUUCAGUGUCACUUAUGUAUGAUGUAGGAUUAUGGACCAAUAAAGAAGAAGCCCAGUGAUCUUCUCCCCUCCUUGACACCUGAGAGAAACGACAAGUAUCUUGAAGUCACCAAGAAGAUCAUUGAGCUGUUGACAGGAGAGUUGAGCGGUGCCGGGAAUUCUGGGACAUUCUCCAGUAACAGACAAGGGAUGUGUCUGGAUGGUGACUGUAUCAUUGUGUGUGUCAGGUUCCUAUAA